GAAUAUAUGCGCAGAAAUUUAGAUCAGAUUUUCUUUGAUUCUCAUUCUUUCUCUUUUGUGCGUUUAAUUUCUUUACGCAAACCAAUGACUCUACAUUAUUGAAUGGAACCAAAAGUGUUCUAUUUUUCGUGUAACAAAAAUGAUUUUCUUUAUACUAUAUUUAUGAUUUUUUUGUGAAAAAUUUUGAACUUAUUAUUAUAAUGUGGUUAUCAAUAGAUAUUAUUGCUGGAAAAAGUUUAUCGUGACAAGUAUUACAUCAUCUUUCAUGAAUUGUUUGGGUUUUAAUUCCCAAUAAAUAUUAAUGAGAUAUGCAGCAUCAAGUUAAACAAAAGCAUCAGCAAUCCUUACUACAUAAGUACAACUACAGUGGAUUUAAUCGUGUUAUAAAUCUACAAGAUGUCUGCAGUAGAAACACCACAUUUGAUUCGCACUAUAGAAUGGGAUAUGAUGGACAAGACAAAGUUUUUUCCAUUGAGCAUGCUUUCAUCAUUUUCUGUACGCUGUUGUUUAUAUCCCUUAACAGUAAUUAAAACUCGUUUACAAGUUCAAAGGCACAAUUAUAUGUACAAUGGAAUGAUAGAUGCUUGUAAAAAGAUUUAUAAAAUUGAAGGUAUAAGUGGAUUAUAUCGAGGAUUUUGGAUAAGUUCUAUACAAAUUGUAUCUGGUGUUUUUUAUGUAUCUACAUAUGAAGGUGUACGUUACAUACUUAGACAAAAUGAUGUUAUCGGUAAUAUAGACUCUAGAGUCAAAUCAUUAAUUGCUGGUGGAGCUGCUAGUUUGGUAGGCCAAACAAUAGUAGUCCCUUUUGAUAUUUUAAGUCAGCACUUAAUGGUUCUUGGGAUCAACAAUAAACAAGGAAAAUAUAUAGAUAAGAUGGGUAUGAAUCCAUUGGGUUUAAUUCUUGAACCAGGAAAAUCUCGUGCACAGAUUUCAAUAGAUAUUAUCAAAUCAAUUUAUCAAAGAGAUGGAUAUAGAGGUUUUUAUAGAGGAUAUUGUGCAUCUUUAUGCGCUUAUGUUCCUAAUAGUGCCCUUUGGUGGGGAUUAUAUACAUCGUACCAAGAGGAGCUUGUAAGAUUGUUUCCAGAAUGGGUUUCUCAUUUGUUUAUUCAAGCAGUUGCUGGUACAUUAGGAGGAUUUACCACCACAAUUAUUACAAAUCCUUUAGAUAUCGUACGAGCAAGGUUACAAGUACAAAGAUUAGACAGUAUGUUUAGUGCAUUCAAAGUUCUCUGGGUGGAAGAAAAGUUGCAGAUGUUUACAAAGGGACUUUCCGCCCGUCUUGUACAGUCUGCUAGUUUUAGUUUCUCAAUAAUUCUAGGAUAUGAAACUAUUAAAAGAUUCAGUAUAGUUGAGGAGUACAAAAAUUGUAUUAGGUGGUGAAUUUUCUAAACUUAUUUGUUGUAAAAUAAUGUUUUCUGCCAUGCAUUUUUCAAUAAUUUCUGUUGUAUUAUACACAGAAAUAAAUAAUUACGCACCAAAGAGAAAAGAAUGAGAUCAUAGUGAUCUGUUCUCUAAAUUGUUUUAAUAAUAGUACAUUUAAUACAUGAAAUAUAAAAUGUAAAUAUGAUACAAAAUAUAUGGAAAAGUUUAUUUUAAAUAAUAAAUAAUAAUUGAUUAUAAAUUUUAAAGAGAAUAUAA
Apis laboriosa (Himalayan honeybee) is the source of this 1638-nucleotide messenger RNA. RefSeq names its product solute carrier family 25 member 44. Gene Ontology annotation, biological process: branched-chain amino acid catabolic process. NCBI's taxonomy places the organism in Eukaryota, Metazoa, Arthropoda, Insecta, Hymenoptera, Apidae. The transcript is spliced from 5 exons. Bases 397 to 1380 code for a protein of 327 amino acids. Gene Ontology annotation, cellular component: mitochondrion. Gene Ontology annotation, molecular function: branched-chain amino acid transmembrane transporter activity. The record is from RefSeq and is a predicted model, not a curated record.